This is a messenger RNA of Penicillium manginii, 720 nucleotides long. RefSeq lists its product as uncharacterized. Bases 1 to 720 code for a protein of 239 amino acids. The record is from RefSeq and is a predicted model, not a curated record. NCBI's taxonomy places the organism in Eukaryota, Fungi, Ascomycota, Eurotiomycetes, Eurotiales, Aspergillaceae. The transcript has a single exon.
AUGCACAUGGUCCUGUUCGGGCACCACCAGGACGGAGAAGACCCAGUCGUACCUACAGACAACGUCCAGACGUACCAACACUACGCCAUGACCAAUACCCGAUUAGACGGGGAGAGCUUCGCCGUCCGCUUCCUGGCCUAUCUGUCAGCCCUGAGCUCGGGUUCGGAAUCCGAGAAAGCCCUUCUGCAAUUCGCAUACCACCAACCCUCAUCAUCAUCGUCCAGUGAACUCAGCGUCAUUCCCAUCCCAGCGGGAUUUUCCAAUUCCCACCGUUCGCCCAACGGCCCAACACCCAAACUCAGCGACAUCCAGCCCGGCAGCUGGGUGGUACUGGUCGGAUUGUCGAAACAGAUAUCAGAUCCCACUGAACCAGCGGCGGACACGCCACCACAACCUGAUGGACCACCUCCACUUGAUUAUCCACGGGAAUACCACGCUGACGACGACGUCGUCAUACAGUACUCCUUUGUGAGGAUCCCACAGGCCGCCGCGGAGACGAUCGAGCCAGACCAAAGCUUGCCCGCCAGUCGUGCCGAGGUGGUCGGCGGCCUCACAGACUUUCUCAGUCACACCGCGCCGGAAACCGACCUCCCCGCGUGGGAGACGCGAAUCGGGGAGAUUCGUGCCUGGAGAGGCUCCGUCGGAACAGGGCAACGGUCCAUCGCCAUCGGGACCAUGUCCGAGAGCAGGGCGAGGGAAUUGUUGGACUGUUUAGUCUGA